CCUUCUUGCCUUCCUUUCCUCCCUCUUUCCUCUCGCUUCUCUCCUUCCCUCCCUCCCUCAUCGCUCGUGCACGCACAUACCCGUUCAGGCGGGUAUCUAGGUAACCAUGACAACGGCGGUAGUAGGUGGGCACAGCUGCCUGUGCGCGCGCAGAGCGGCUACGCGCUACUCACAUUUAUUGUUACACAAGCAGCAGCGUCGUCUCGCGCUCACCUUUUGAUCUCCACGCUUUUAUUAUCCCGACUCCACGCGCCGGUUAGCUAAUAUGAAUAACUCAAUGAAUGAGGAGCAGCACGCGCCCCGCUGAGCCAGGUCAAUGCGGGCACGAGGCAAUUAACAGACGUCAUCACGCAGAGAAGAAAUCUGAAGAGGAAGCGGUAAAAACAUCAACGUCAGAAAUGAACGUGCGCGAGGAAAAUGGCUUUUUUGUUUUGCUUGUCAUCAUAUUUUUGAAAAAGUUCAUAAAUAAAUCAAAAGAUAACAGUAAAGAGCUUCAGAACAAACUGUUAAAAGUAAUAAAAGAAAAAGAGGACUUGGUUUGAAAGAUUACAGGUUCAAACUAACAGCUAAUCAGAAGUAACGAAGUAGGACUACUUCACUACUGUACUUAAGUAUUAAAAUGUCAAAUCUGUACUUUAUUGGAGUAUUUUUUUCCCGUACUUCCACUUUUACUUUACUACAUAUUUUUGAUGAGUUGAAUACUUUUACUCCGAUACGUUUUCUAAAAGCGACAUCGUUUCUUAUGUUGGAGUGAAGGAUAAUUCCUAUCGAAUGAAGUGUUUACUCUGCCUUCCGAAAGAAUGCGAAAUAAUGGCCUUUAAAAAUUCCCGUCUAACUUGAAAAAGCAUAUCAAGAGCAAACAUGACUGCCACCUGCAAAGAUAUGAGGAACUCACCUCAGCCAAGAGAAGAACUGGGGUUCCCUCCACCUCCAUCAAGCAGGCCACGUUAGUUCGUACUUGGACUAUGCCUCAGAGAUCCAUUGAUAAGGCCAUUGUUAAGUUUGUGGUCGAAGGACUUCAGCCAUUCAACAUUGUUGAACAAGAAGCAUUCAGAGAAUUUGUGGGAGAACUUGUACCAAAUUGCAGAAUCAUGUCCAGACCAACCCUUACAUCAAUGACUGAUGAUGCUGCUAAACAAAUGAAGGCUGCAGUUAUUGAGGCCAUGAAAAAAGUUGACCAUGUUGCAACCACUACGGGCUGCUGGUCGGCCAGGCGACCAAGCUUUAUUGGGGUCACUGCACAUUGGCUGGAACCUGAUAGUCUAAAGAGAUGCUCAGUAGCCCUGGCCUGUAAACAAUUAAGAGGCUCUCACACAUUCGAUCUAUUAGCAAAUGCGCUAAAUGACAUCCAUGCAGAGUUUGAGAUUCGAGGAAAGAUAGAACAACGACAGACAAUGGCUCCAACUUCAUCAAAGCUUUCAAAGUAUUUGGUGAUGAGGAAAUUAACUGUGCUGAUGCUCCAGUUGAGGAAGAAGAGGAGGAAGAAGAAGCAGCAGACAGAGAGGAGGAUGUAGAGUUUGUUGAUACAUCUUCUCUUUUGGAUCAGGACGAUGGUUUUGAGUUCCCGAAGCACCAUCUUUGUGCAUGCCACAUUCUUAACCUCAUAGCUACUGUUGAUGCCAACAAGGCAGUGUCCAAUGAAGCGUACAAAAAAUUGUACUACUCUGCAUUUGGCAAAUGCACAGCAUUUUGGAAUAAGUGCGGAAGAUCCACAAUCACAGCUGAAAUCGUUGAAGAUGCCUGCUCCCUCCAGCUUGUACGUCCUAUCGUAACAAGAUGGAAUUCUGUGUUCAUGGCUGUGGAUAGACUGCUCAGGAUAGUCCAAGAGAAGGGAGAGGCUGCAAUGAGAGCUGUCUGCACAGAUUUGAAGGUUGCAAUGUUUAAUCCAGCUGAACUUACAUUCCUCACAGAGUAUGCUGCCGUCAUGACUCCAGUUGCCCAAGCAACAAACAUCUUGCAAGCUGAAACUAAUGUCCAGAUGGGGUGGCUGCUCCCAACGGUAAAGUUCCUGACAGUCAAGCUGGACAGGAUCAAGCUGCCGCUUAAGUAUUGCAAGCCUCUUGUGGAUGCCUUGCAGACAGGCAUUCAGAAUCGCUUUGGGCCCAUGAUGGAAGACCCUGAGCUGGUGGCAGCGGCGAUUCUCCUUCCAAAGUUCCGGAGAAAUUGGACACAGGAAGAUGACACAAUCAAAAUGGGAAUGGACUACAUCAAACAACACAUUGCAGAUCCCUCCUUACAGUUCAGUGAGGCCAACAGGUCCAGCUCAUCGGAUGAAGAUGACUUCUUCUCUUCCCUGCAGGGUUCGAAGGCACAAGACGGUGCCAAACAACUAGAUGCUUACUUGUCCUGUUCAGCAGAUAACAUGGACUUGCUAAAAUCCUUUCCAGCUGUCUAUUUAUGA
Molecule: messenger RNA, 2401 nt
Organism: Melanotaenia boesemani (Boeseman's rainbowfish)
Lineage: Eukaryota; Metazoa; Chordata; Actinopteri; Atheriniformes; Melanotaeniidae
Exons: 5
Coding region: 1793-2401 (202 amino acids)
Source: RefSeq, a predicted model, not a curated record